This is a messenger RNA of Rosa chinensis, 3809 nucleotides long. Its product is annotated as pentatricopeptide repeat-containing protein At2g27610. Gene Ontology annotation, molecular function: protein binding; RNA binding. The record is from RefSeq and is a predicted model, not a curated record. Gene Ontology annotation, biological process: RNA modification. The transcript has 3 exons. NCBI's taxonomy places the organism in Eukaryota, Viridiplantae, Streptophyta, Magnoliopsida, Rosales, Rosaceae. Bases 88 to 2403 code for a protein of 771 amino acids.
UAUUGCACAUGAGCCUCAGCUGCCCGAUAUGUCAAAUAUGUGCGCCAUCACUACUCUCCUUGCUUGAAAGCUACUGACCUUCAGGCCAUGAGUCUCACCGUCAAACUGUGCUUUCCUCAACCAGCUCUGCUCCUGCCUACUUCAACUUCCAUAAACAAACCAAUUAGAAAUUUGACUAUAAAUCCAUCAUCCCCAACAACCCAGAAACUUAAAGGAAGCAACUUUCUCAGUUCAGCUCCUGUUGCUGAAACCCAGCAGAAGUCUGAAAUCAAACCCUUAAUUGAUAUUCUACGUGGUUGUGAGGACAUUGGGUCUUUGAAACAAGUCAAAUCUGUUCAUGGGUUUGCGUCAAAAUCCAAUCUUUCGGGCCAUGACUUGCUCGUAUUGUUGAACCAUGUAGUCCAUGCCUAUUCGAAAUGCUCGGAUUUUGGCACAGCUCGUAAGGUGUUUGAUGAAAUGUCUGAGAGAAACAUAUUCUCUUGGACUGUCAUGAUUGUUGGGUGUACUGAGAAUGGUUUGUUUUUUGAUGGGUUUGAGUUGUUUUGGGAGAUGGUGAACAAUGGAGUUUUGCCUGACAAAUUUGUAUAUACCGCAAUUGUCCAGACAUGUAUUGGUCUAGAUUGUGUUGAAUUGGGCAAAAUGGUGCAUGCCCAGAUUGUUGUGAGAGGCUUUGAAUACGAUGGAUUUGUUAGCACAUCUCUGCUUAACAUGUAUGCGAAGUUUGGAGAGAUUGAGGAUUCAUGUAGGAUGUUUAAUACCAUGACAGAAAAUACACAAGUCUCCUGGAAUGCAAUGAUUUCGGGGUUAACAUCGAAUGGUUUUCAUAUGGAAGCAUUUGAUCAGUUUCUCAGUAUGAAGAGAAAAGGAAUUAGACCGAAUAAGUAUACUCUCGUCAGUGUAUCAAAAGCUGUUGGGCAACUAGGUGAUGGUAACAAGUGCAAAAUUAUUCACAGUUGUGCAUCUGAAUUGGGUGUUGAGUCUAGUGUUCUUGUGGGAACAGCUCUCAUUGAUAUGUACUCCAAGUGCAAGUCUUUGUCGGAUGCAAGAUCAGUUUUUGACACGAAUUUCAUUAGCAGUGAAGUCAAUAUGCCAUGGAAUGCGAUGAUUUGUGGAUAUUCACUGUGUGGUUACAGCGAACAAGCGUUGGAACUUUUUGUGAGAAUGUGCAGAAACAAUGUACAACCAGACCUUUACACUUAUUGCAGCGUGUUCAAUGCAAUAGCUGCAUUAAAAUUCUUGCAUUUAGGUAAGGAAAUUCAUGCUAUGGUUUUAAAGUCUGGGGCAGAAAGGAAGGGAACAAGUGUUUCCAAUGCAAUUGCUGAUGCAUAUGCCAAAUGUGGCUUACUUGAAGAUGUACAGAAGGUUUUUGACAGAACAGAAGAGAGAGAUAUAGUGUCGUGGACGACUUUGGUGACAGCUUAUUCUCAAUGUUCUGAGUGGGAGGAUGCGCUGACAAUCUUCUCAAAGAUGAGGGAUGAAGGAUUUACACCAAAUCAGUUCACUCUCUCUAGUGUACUCAUUGCAUGUGCCAGCCUUUGUUCACUUGAGUAUGGUCAGCAAGUCCAUGGCCUCCUGUUCAAGGCUGGCUUGGACACAGGCAAGUGCACUGAAAGCGCUCUUGUUGAUAUGUACGCCAAAUGUGGUAAUAUAACUGAGGCGCAGGAGGUCUUUGAGAGGAUUACUGACCCCGAUACAAUUUCAUGGACUGCCAUUAUAUCAGCCUAUGCUCAACAUGGUCUUGUGGAGGAUGCCCUUGAACUCUAUGGUAGAAUGGAGCAGUCGGGUGUGAAGGUCAAUGACGUUACCUUAUUGUGUGUUCUCUUUGCGUGCAGCCACAGAGGUAUGGUAGAAGAAGGUCUCCAUCAUUUCAGUUUGAUGGAACAAUCUUGUGAUCUGGUGCCGAAGAUGGAACAUUACGCUUGUAUUGUUGAUCUCUUAGGCCGCGUGGGCCGUCUUAAUGACGCAAUGGACUUCAUCAAAAGGAUGCCAAUUGAGCCCAACGAAAUGGUUUGGCAGGCUUUGUUGGCAGCAUGUAGGGUCCAUGAAAAUGUGGAGUUGGGGGAGAUUGCAGCUGAGAAGAUCCUUUCCAUUAGGCCAGAACACUCAGCUACCUAUGUUCUUCUAUCCAACACAUAUAUCAGGACAGGGCGUUAUGAAGAUGGACUUAGUUUGAGAGAUGCGAUGAAAGACCGCGGUGUCAAGAAGGAACCAGGAUGUAGUUGGAUUUCUGUGAAAGAAAUUUGGGUUGCUAUGCUUGUUUGUUGUUGGAUGGAAACUAAACAUUGUCGUAUUGUUAAAUAUGGAGCUUAUUUAACUGUGGAUAGAGUACAAGGCAGUGGAUGUACUCAACAAGCUACAUAUAAGGUCGAGUGGCAGAACUGGAUUCAUGUUAAGGACCCUUGAGCUCCACCGCUGAGGAAGAUCCACCAAGAUCGACAAAGCAGUGGGACCAGAAUGCAGGAUCCUCAAUGCUGUAGAAGAAUUCAGGUUGAUGCACCCAACUUAGCUGCAAAAUCAGUCAACAUAGUGUUCUGAAAAGCCAGGCUGUUCAAGUCCCAAUAAUGAGAUGCAUUAUUGAUAUAGAGGAAUCAGCUUGUUUUAGGCCAUGAGUUAGUGAUAAUAAGGUGAAUGCAGGAUCCUCAAUGCUGUAGAAGAAUUCAGGUUGAUGCACCCCAACUUCGCUGCAAAAUCAGUCAACAUAGUGUUCUGAAAAGCCAGGCUGUUCAAGUCUUAAUAAUGAGAUGCAUUAUUGAUAUAGUGGGAUCAGCUUGUUUUAGGUCAUGAGUUGGUGAUAAUAAGGUUAUUUCUGUUAUCGGUUCCUCCAUUUGAUCUUUGUUAAAGUCAUCAAUCUCCCACUAUCCCUACUUCAAUUUCUCAGUUGUAUAAGCAACCUUGUACUAUAUGUUAAAACACAAGAAUGUAGCUACUUUCUUUCACAGAAUCACAGCUAUGUGCAACUGUAGAGCUUUACGUGGCUAACACAGCCGCAGAGAACUCAUUGCUUACAUGAACAGAACCAUGAAAGAAAGUGUUUCUAUUAUGCAAUAACUUCUUCGGAUCGGAGUUUGAUUGGGGUUUUACGUUCUGCGCUUUUAAUCUCAUACUAUGAUCUAAAAUCUGAAAAGUACGUGUCUCCUAUCUUCAUGGGGCCUAAGAAAUGCAGGACAUCGAUCAAAAGGAGACGGUAGAAUGUGUGCCUUUGAUUCAGCAUCCAAAAAUCAACAAGAAGACAGCACCAGUUGAAAACACUAAUCCUGAAAUGUCUUACUGAAAUGUACAUAUGAUGGGUUCAGAACCUCUUCUACAAUCGCUGUAGGAUCUUGCAGCAGCCCUUACAUGUGAUGAAGAAGACGCAACUACUCUUUCAUGCAUUCACAAGGGACUAACUGGCAUGAUCAUCAUCCAGGGUUCUCGUAUGCUCCAUACAACUUUUACAGAAUUCAUUUCUGGAUCAUUGUAAAUCCAACUGUGUCAUGUUCGAUGGCUACAACCAACCCCGUGACCUAAAUUUUGCGAUGUCUCUUUUGUCAAAAAGAGAAGUGGGGUAUGAGAUUGCUCUACUCGAAGUAGAAGAAUUAGCUACUUCCCUCGAUCUGUGACCUAAUGCCAUGCAUAAUGAUGCUAUAUAUAUGGAGAGAUUUUUGUCUUAUACAUGGGUCACCUCCAAGAUGAUGGGUACAGAUUUCACGUCCUCGAACGUCACACACAGGCCACCACAUGCACUCAUUAUGGCUCGAAAUUACGGAUACCCUUUAUCAACUCUAAGCUUUGUACGACAAUGUGUAUUCUAAUUUUAAUGUCGGAUUUAG